Messenger RNA from Purpureocillium lilacinum, 2547 nucleotides. The record is from RefSeq and is a predicted model, not a curated record. Lineage: Eukaryota; Fungi; Ascomycota; Sordariomycetes; Hypocreales; Ophiocordycipitaceae.
AUGAAGGAGUUUCCAAGAAAGUUCCUCAGCCUGCGCGACAAGAAUGGCACGCAUCGACGCAGCAAGUCGGUGCCGCCUGGGCACAAGGACAAGUCCCGGCCACUGUCCGCCGAGGCUUUCCGCGCAAUGUUCAAGAUAGACAGCGCAAAGCACGCCGCCAAGCUUGACGCCGACAAGGACCUCGAUGACAGCAAGAUCGAUGAGGUCCAGGCGCUUCUCGACCGCCUCAACAUCACCAAUGUAUCCUCCGAGCACAUUCGCGAUAUCAUGGCCACCAAGUUCGCCGAUGGUGAUCCGAAGAGGACGGCCGACUUCAUCGACAUAGAACAGAAGGCUCAGGCCGGUAUCAUUGUCUCCUACGAUCCAAGUGUCCACAUGGUCGGUGCCGAAAAUCGAGAAAGCGUCACUUGUUACCUCGAUGCUCUGCUCUUCGCCAUGUUCUCCAAGCUGGACGCGUUCGAGUGCAUGCUCAAAACCGACUUUACUCUAGAGGAUCCCCGGUAUAAGCUCGUCAACCUGUUGCGCAUAUGGGUCAACAUGCUGCGCUCCGGAAAGCUGAUCCGGACUGACCUGACGAAACUGAUACAGGAUACCAUCGGCGACUGCGGUUGGCCAGAUGCUCGUUUGCUAGAACAGCAAGACACCUCAGAAGCAUUUGCGUUCCUCACCGAAACCCUGCAGUUGCCCCUCCUCUCCUUACAGGUGGACCUUUUCCACCAAGGCAAGAAGGACAAGGACGACCACAAGGUCGUGUAUGAGCGGCUCCUGAACCUUGCCGUUCCCCCCGAUCCUGAAGGCAGAGGCGUCAAGCUCGAAGACUGCCUUGAAGAGUACUUCAAUGCCCGCGUGGAUGUGCUGCGAGAUAGUGAGGAAGGGAAACGGUCGACCAUCGAUGAAGGCAAGCCGGAAGAUCGGCCUAAUCUGGUUCACCAAAGCACGAUUCGCCUUAUCAGAGGCGAAGAGGCUGGUUCCUCCUCGUCAAUGACGGCAUCCCCUAUUGACAUGUCGUCCCCUUCCUCACCGUUUGGUGAGGUAAUUGAACGAACGAGCUCAAUCGUCUCAACCAAAACCAACGAUACAAGCUCCGCGCAGGAUCAGGACAAUUCAACAAACAAGGACGAUGGCGAAAAGGCGGAUACUCUACAGAAACGCCCAUCAACUAGGCAUCGCUCCACAAGCGUGAUUCAGCGCAUCCAUGUGGACGAGCAAGGCCGGCCAACCGCGGAUGGAGUGAACCUCCCGAGGCGACGCCGCAAAGGUUCAACAGUGGUCAAGGCGGUAACUAUACCUGCCUGGCAAUUCUUUCGCCUUAUUCCCUGGCACGCACUCACAACAAAUGAGCCCCGCAACGACGUUGAGGUUGCUAUGAAUUUCGAUCAGCGUCCAAUUGUCGGCAUUUGCCUCAAGCGCUACGCCAUGACCGAGUCAGGCCUGCCACAGCGCUCCAACACGUUCAUCGACAUCCCUGACAGUCUACGGCUACCGCACUUCAUGCUGGCAGGCAACCCUGAACCCGACGAGGAGAACGAGUUAAGCACAGAGUACAAGCUAGUCCUCCAGUCCGUCGUCUGCCAUCGUGGGGACUCCCUCCAAAGCGGUCACUACAUCGCCUUUGCUAGGGUGGCACCCAAGCUGCUCACCGGUAAUCGGAGGCACGAUUUUGAUCCGCCACCGGACUACGAGGAGGCGCAGUGGGUUCGGUUUGACGACCUGGACACGGACAAUCGUGUCGUAUUCGUGGACGACAUCAGGCGUUCACUGAAGGAAGAGAUGCCAUACCUCUUGUUCUACCAGGUCGUGCCAAUGGUGGACAUGACUUGCCCAUCAACAGAGGGCACGGAAGCUGAGCCUCCAUCCUAUGUCGAGUCGUCCAAAACGAGCCUUGAGCUGCCAUCUGCGGCUGCAGCUUUCCACGGAGACCUCAUGGCGCACAGUCGACUCAACGAGCGGCAUCACGAUGACACUCCUGUCGCAGAGGCAUCAAGGAGCAAGCCGCCUAGCAUUCGGCUCUCAUUCGAGGGAGAGCGGCCCCAUCGUCUGAAUGCCGACAGAGCAUGGGUUGCUCCCUCCACAGCCUCAACGCCGGGUGGUUCCCGCCGUCAGAGCGUAUUCACGGACUCGGCUGCGGUGUCUCCAGCCGUCACCCCCGGCGCAAGCUCGCCUGUAAUCACACCAAGCGACGAGACCACGGCAUCACGCCUUUCGCGCGCCGCUUCUCGCUUUGCACUCGGACGACAGAGUCGCCCGGCAAGCCAGUCCGGCGAGGGUCGGCUUAGCUUCUCCAUGAGCCGUCUGGGCGGGCUCAUGAAACCGAGCAGAGAGCCCCUCGCAGAGUCGAAUGGGCUCACCGCAUCGGCGUCUAACUCGACCGCACCACUGGGGUCGGACGCCUCAGUCAAGGCGCCCGAAUCCCCCGAAGACGUAGACAAGUCUUCUGCUCACGCACAGAGCACACCAACUAAGAACAAGAGCACCAAGCCGAAGGACAAGUCCGCGAAACAGAAACCGCAAGGCGACCAACCCGAACGGGAGUGUUCAGUCAUGUAG